UUUGGCGAUCAGCUACUAACUCAUUCCAAUGCGCGCUCUCUUCUCCCUAAGUCCGGUUUUAGAGAUACCGCAGUGAUCCUCAUGCUCAUUCAUCAGUUUAUAACAUUCGGAUUCGCAUCUACACCGUUAUAUUUUGUGUGGGAAAAAUUGAUAGGUGUGCAUGAGACGAAGAGCAUGUUCAAAAGAGCCAUGGCUAGAUUACCCGUGGUUGUACCCAUAUGGUUCUUAGCCAUUAUCUUCCCCUUUUUCGGACCAAUCAAUUCCGCCGUCGGAUCUCUCUUAGUUAGCUUCACUGUAUACAUCAUCCCCGCAUUGGCUCAUAUGCUUACCUUUGCUCCUGCUCCUUCAAGAGAGAACGCGGUGGAGAGACCACCGCGAGUGGUGGGAGGAUGGAUGGGGACUUAUUGCAUAAACAUAUUUGUGGUGGUUUGGGUAUUCGUAGUUGGGUUCGGGUUCGGAGGAUGGGCAAGUAUGGUCAACUUUGUUCGCCAGAUCGACACUUUUGGUCUCUUUACUAAAUGCUACCAAUGCCCUCCUCACAAGCCAUGAUAUACAAAUUCGCCAUUCAAGACCUUCUAGAAAGAGAGUUUCAUCUGAGUGGGUUUUGUUUUCGAAAUCUAAUACAUAUAAGUUAUUAUAUCCAUUUUUUAGUAUUUAUUAAAAAUCACAUCUCUUUGUAAUUGUUUGACGACAAUAAUCUUGUACUUCGUUUUUUUUUUUUUUAAUUUGUUAUGUUGAGUUGUUUUUGGUAAAUUGGGUUUUUUUUUUUGUUCCUUAGUUAAGGUGUGAUGGCUAUCUUAGGCCAACCCUAUUAUUAAUCUAUAGCUCAUGUAAUUUUCAUGUGUGUGUUGUGUGUAAUGAUCUCGUUAUUUUCUUUAUACUGAGAUUAAUUUCAUCGUCUUUUGAUGAGCA
Molecule: messenger RNA, 912 nt
Organism: Arabidopsis lyrata subsp. lyrata
Lineage: Eukaryota; Viridiplantae; Streptophyta; Magnoliopsida; Brassicales; Brassicaceae
Product: auxin transporter-like protein 3
Exons: 2
Source: RefSeq, a predicted model, not a curated record